Molecule: messenger RNA, 909 nt
Organism: Diabrotica balteata
Lineage: Eukaryota; Metazoa; Arthropoda; Insecta; Coleoptera; Chrysomelidae
Source: the annotation of a GenBank genome assembly
AUGAAUACAGAGGAAAGAAAGGCGUUAAUGCUAUCGCAUUUCGGAAAAACCAGUAAGGAGAUGGACGAAGAUGUUAAGUUGAUUAAAGAGUGGUUGAAGACUCAACCUCACCUGCCGGAAAUUCCGAACGAUCACAUCAUCGCUUCUUUUAUAUGGGCUAAUAGAUUUAGUUUGGAAAAAACAAAGCAGAGAAUAGAUUUGUACUACACAAUUAGAUCAAGUAUGCCGAAUAUAUACCAAUUUGCAAAUCCAAAAACUGAAUUUAUGAAAAGAUCGAAAGAAUCAAGCUAUUUGCUUGUGUUCCCGAAAAUGGUAGACAAUAGAUAUCGAGUAACAUUUGUGAAAAUAAAAGAUUGUAUUCCAAAUGACUUUGAUAUAAUAUAUGGAUGGGCUGCUCAAGCCCUAAAUAUCAUGGACGUCGCAUUAAGAGAAAAUGAUAAUUUAAUUUUGGGCAUCAUUGUAUUGGUUGACCAACAAAAUUUCAAAAUGGAGCAUUUGUUGAGAUUAACUCCAACAAUUAUAAGAGACGCUUUAGUAAUUGUAGAGAACCUACUCAAUAGCAAAAUAAAGGAGUUUCAUCUUUUUAACAGCCCGCCAUUUGUGGACCUGUUGUUAAAACUAUGUAAACAAUUUCUUAAACCAAAAUUAUAUGAAAGGAUCCGGUUACAUAAAUCUACCGAUACAUUGUUGGACUACAUUCCGGCUGAAGUAUUACCCAGCGAUUAUGGUGGCAAAGAAAAAUCUGUUGACGAACUACAUGAAGAUUGGAACGCAAAGCUAAAAGAAUACCAAGAAAUGUUUGACCAAAGGGACGUAUUAAAAGUGAACGAAAGUCUUCGUCCCACUCCAUUGGAGGAUACAGAAACUUAUGGAGUUCAAGGCACGUUUAAAAACCUGUGCUUUGAUUAA